Molecule: messenger RNA, 1871 nt
Organism: Zeugodacus cucurbitae (melon fly)
Lineage: Eukaryota; Metazoa; Arthropoda; Insecta; Diptera; Tephritidae
Exons: 4
Coding region: 824-1852 (342 amino acids)
Source: RefSeq, a predicted model, not a curated record
UGGAAAAGUCGACUCUGACUUUAGUCGAAAAUCGAUCUUUUAUUAGAAAUAAUAGACUUUUUAGGAUCGAUUCAUGCUUGUCUUGAAUCGAUUAAAAUCGACUUUUACUCGAUGACUUUGACAGUUGAUGAAUUAAGAUAAUCACUAUAAGAUUACUUUUAAAAUCACAAUACAAAGUACCAAUCGAAGCGUUUCUUUAUAAAUAGCCUCUUUCUGAUUUUCUGAUUGGUCUAUAACAAUAUAAUGUUUAUAUUGCCGCCGGUAAUUGAUGUAAUUAACUUUUUAAUAUACGGUACAUAGUAUUGAACAAUUCUUUAUCAUGGCUCCCAGUUUGAUAUGGGCCUAUUGCACAAAAGUUAACAAUGGCAGUAAAGUUAAGUGUGAUUUAUGUCAUAAACAGUUUUUGUUUAAUAAAAGCACAUCAAUGAUGAAGCACUUACAAUGUGCUCACAAGAUUGCUCCUCCGUCAAGUAAUGAAAAACAAACUCAGAAAAGAUUGAAUGACAGUCACAAUGAUUUCAAAGUUCAGCCUAAAAAAGUAAGUGCUUUUGAAGAACUUUUUAAAGUUUGUACAUAAAUUAUUCCUCUCCACAGACAAUUUAAUUUUUUAUAUUGAUACUAACUUAAUCAUUUUUUUUCUUAGGUUUUAGUCGCUGUCGAAUCAUCUGUUCCAUCGGUUGCUUUGGUACCUCAAACAAAAUCAUCUGUUCAAGAAAAUUCCACAGUACAAUCUCAGGUCCAAGGUCCUAUGGAUCGUUGUAUAAACAAUGCUAAUUCUUUUUCAGCUUUAUUGACAUAUUAACCUUUCUUCACAGAAACUGAGAUGAAGACUGUUGAGCUGGGCGCUUAUCUCAUGGAAGAGAGGAAAACAAUAGAAAAUUUGAGCUUGAAAUUAAGAAAUAUAUGCAAUGACUGGGGUCUUGAUGAUAGUAAAAUAGCAGCAUUCGUUUCAGACGGGGGCGCAAACAUCAAAGGAGCUAUUAAAAGUGAGUUCGGCGAUGGGAAACACAUUUCAUGUUUUGGACAUGUAAUAAAUAAUAUUGGUCAGCGCCUUAUCGAAGUUAAUAUUACUCCACCUGCAUCUGAAUCUCGAAAUCAAGUUUCCGACUUACCCGCUGAUGAAAAUGAUGCUAUUGACAAUCUUGAAGACUUAAUUACAGAUCAUACUGAGCAAUCGUCAUUGCGUGAGCUAUUGUCAAAAGUUAAACAAAUUGUCACAUUCUUUCGACAAAGUGAAAGAGCGACUACAGAGCUGCUGAAAUUACAGAAGGACAAGCCUGAAAAUUCUCGUCUGAAAUUAAUUCAGGAAGUGCGAACGAGAUGGAACUCCUGUUUUGAAAUGGUUGACCGUUUCAUUGUGCUUGCUGAUCAUGUCAGUAAAGUGCUUUUACAAGUGAAGUUGGACAAAUCUUUGAAAGCUAAGCCACCUAACAUGAUCACAGGUGAGGAAAUCGAUGCGUUAGUAGAAGUUCGUGACAUCUUAAAACCUCUCUUGCAAAUAACUCAAGAAGUUUGUUUUGAGAAAUGUGUAACAUUGAGCAAGUGCAUUCCUUUGAUUUCAAGUCUUAGAAAAAAGAUUGAAGAGUUAACGCCAGAAACUUUAAUUGGGCGACAUUUGAAAAAGAGAAUGGUUCAAGACAUCGAAACAAAAUACGGCAAUAUUGAAUCCGUAAAACUGUACGCUUGUGCAUCAUUGGUUGAUCCUCGUUAUAAAAAGUUUGGUUUUCAAAGUAUUCGGGAUUCUGCACGAGCGGUAACUAAUGUCGCUGAUCUUGUCAAGACAGAACGAAAAUUAGCAUUGGCAGCAACGGUGGCAAAUAUUAACCCUCAAGAUGAGAUAUUAGCUAUUUGAGGUCCGGAAUCUCAGAAAA